UAAUCACCUCCACCGUAUGGAACCAGGCAAUGGUACACAAAUUUCAGAAUUUCUUCUCCUGGGACUAUCAGAGGAACCAGAACUGCAGCCCAUCCUAUUUGGGUUGUUCCUCUGCAUGUACCUUAUCACUAUGUUGGGAAACCUGCUCAUCAUCCUGGCUGUCAGCUCAGACACCCAUCUGCACAAGCCCAUGUACUUCUUCCUCUCCAACCUGUCCUUGGUAGACAUCUGCUUCACCUCCACCACCAUCCCAAAGAUGCUGCUGAACAUCCAGACACAGAGCAAAGCCAUCACCUAUCCAGGCUGCAUCACUCAGAUGUAUUUUUUCCUCCUCUUUGCAGUAUUGGACAUACUUCUCCUGACUGUGAUGGCCUAUGACAGGUAUGUGGCCAUCUAUCACCCCCUGCACUAUACAGUCAUCAUGAACCCCCAGCUCUGUGGACUGCUGGUCCUGGUGUCCUGGGUCACAAGUUCCCUGUAUGCCUUGUUGCAAACCUCAAUGGUAUUACAACUAUCCUUCUGUACAGACUUGGAAAUUCCUCACUUUUUCUGUGAAUUCAAUCACAUGGUCCAACUCGCCUGCUCUGACACCUUUCUUGAAAACAUCAUGAUGUAUUUUGGAGUUGGGAUGCUGGGUGGUGGUCCCUUGGCUGGGAUCCUUUACUCUUACUCUAAGAUAGUGUCCUCCAUACGAGCAAUCCCAUCAGCUCAGGGGAAGUAUAAAGCAUUUUCCACCUGUGCAUCUCACCUCUCAGUUGUCUCCUUAUUUUAUGGUACCAGCCUAGGCGUGUAUCUCAGCUCUACUGGCUGCCACCACUCCCAGUCAAGUGUAACAGCCUCAGUGAUGUACACUGUGGUCACACCAAUGCUGAACCCCUUCAUCUACAGCCUCAGGAACAGAGACAUAAAGAGGGCUCUGAGAUUAGUUGGGAUGGUAGCUAUGAAAGGACCAAUUGUCCUUGGGCUAAGGAAGUGCCUGUGAUUGCAGGGCUCAAAGCCUCGGAGCCAGAUGUUGUGACUCUUCAAUCAGGUUGUGGUUUUAAAAGUUGCUGCUUUUUUUUAUUUGCUGGAAUUCCCAUUUGUUUGUUUCAACUUCUCCAUGCAGUUUAACCGGCCACUUAAUCAAGCUUUCUGCUCUGUCAUACUGACAGUUGCUCCCUGAGUUUUGUUUCUACCUUUACAGUUUUGCAAACUUAAUCAGAAAUACCUAAAAUCCCAGUUUAUUUCAUGGGCAACAGGGGACUAAGAAAAACUUCUUCUCCAAUGAUGUACA
This is a messenger RNA of Phyllostomus discolor (pale spear-nosed bat), 1273 nucleotides long. RefSeq names its product olfactory receptor 7A17-like. The transcript has a single exon. The record is from RefSeq and is a predicted model, not a curated record. Lineage: Eukaryota; Metazoa; Chordata; Mammalia; Chiroptera; Phyllostomidae. Bases 17 to 982 code for a protein of 321 amino acids. Gene Ontology annotation, biological process: G protein-coupled receptor signaling pathway. Gene Ontology annotation, cellular component: membrane. Gene Ontology annotation, molecular function: olfactory receptor activity; G protein-coupled receptor activity.